Messenger RNA from Cladocopium goreaui, 3099 nucleotides. The record is from the annotation of a GenBank genome assembly. Lineage: Eukaryota; Dinophyceae; Suessiales; Symbiodiniaceae.
AUGUCGAUGCCACCCAAUUGGACCGAACAUAAAGAUCCCUCUACUGGGAAAACCUUCUACUACAACACUGUGACGAAGGAGACGCAGUGGACCCGGCCUCUUGGAGCUCCAGGAACUCCUGGCCCACCAGCCCCACCAGGGGCUGGCACCCCCAAGGCACCUCUGGCUCCGUCCAUUGGUAUUGGCAGACCUGUGGGUGCGCCCUUGGCGCCAUCAGCUCCGGGUGCCCCCAAGAUCCCUGGCAGUCCCUCCCCACCAAUCCCUGGCAGCCGCCCGACUAUCUCCACCUCCUCCUCCCCUGGGCCGUUGGGGGCGCCGCCGCCACCUGGGGGAAGGCCCACAGCAGUGUCCAUCGCGUCGCCAUCGCCAGCGGCACCCAAAGCACCCUUGGCACCAGCAGCACCUGGGGCACCCUUGGCACCGAAACCAGCCAUUGGAGCACCACUGGCACCAGGAGCACCCAGAGCUCCCAUGGCUCCAGCAGCACCGGGGGGGCUUCCACCUGAUUGGACGGAGCACAAAGAUCCAACCACGGGGAAGACCUACUACUACAACAAGCUGACGAAAGAAACCACCUGGACCAAGCCAGCUCCGAAGUUGGCGGCUACUGCACCAUUGGCACCAGGUGCUCCAAAAGCACCGGCAGCACCGGGAGCACCGCCUGCCCCUGGUGGGCUCCCUCCUGAUUGGACAGAGCACAAGGAUCCAGUGACAGGCAAGACAUACUACUACAACAAACUAACAAAAGAAACAACAUGGGAAAAGCCCAUUUCAAAGCUGGCAGCCACUGCCCCCCUAGCUCCCAAAGCACCAGCAGCACCCGGAGCACCGCCUGCCCCUGGUGGCCUUCCUCUUGAUUGGACAGAACACAAGGAUCCAGUGACAGGCAAAACGUACUACUACAACAAACUGACAAAGGAAACGACAUGGGAAAGGCCUGUUUCAAAGUUGGCAGCCACUGCCCCGCUGGCUCCGAAGGCACCGGGAGCACCAGGAGCACCGCCUGCACCUGGUGGCCUUCCUCUUGAUUGGACGGAACACAAGGAUCCAGUGACUGGCAAAACGUACUACUACAACAAGCUAACAAAGGAGACAACAUGGGAGAAACCAGCCUCCUUGGCACCACCCAAGCCACUGGCUCCAGCCCUCCCAGGGGGUCUGCCACCAAACUGGGAGGAGCACAAAGACCCAUCAAGCGGCAAGACCUUCUAUUACAACAAGGUCACAAAGGAGACUUCCUGGGACAAGCCAAAGGGGGCUUCAGCACCCGCACCAGCCGCUCCAGCAGCGCCAGGGGGGUUGCCGCCUGAUUGGGAGGAGCACAAGGAUCCCUCGAGUGGGAAGACCUUCUACUACAACAAAGUGACCAAGGAGACAAGUUGGGACAAGCCAGCACCCAAGCCAGCGCUUGCAUCAGCUUUAAAGCCGGCUUUGCCUGGAUCUUCCCUUGGUGGGCUGCCGCCAAACUGGGAGGAGCACAAAGAUCCAUCCUCCGGCAAGACCUUCUACUACAACAAGGUCACAAAGGAGACAUCCUGGGACAAGCCAAAGGGAGCAGACCUGGGAGGACUUCCACCAAACUGGGAAGAGCACAAAGAUCCCUCAAGCGGCAAGACCUUCUACUACAACAAGGUCACAAAGGAGACAUCUUGGGACAAACCAAAGAGUCUAGCAGCGCCAGCAGCGCCAGCAGCACCUGGCGGAUUGCCACCUGAUUGGGAGGAACACAAGGACCCCUCAAGUGGCAAGACCUUUUACUACAACAAGGUCACAAAGGAGACAUCCUGGGAUAAACCCAAGGGUGCAGCACCGCCACUUCCUGGAGGAUUGCCACCUGAUUGGGAGGAGCACAAGGAUCCCUCGAGUGGGAAGACCUUCUACUACAACAAGGUGACCAAGGAGACAAGUUGGGACAAGCCAGCACCCAAGCCAGCCCUAGCACCGGCUUUAAAGCCGGCUUUGCCUGGAUCUUCCCUUGGUGGGCUGCCGCCAAACUGGGAGGAGCACAAAGAUCCAUCCUCCGGCAAGACCUUCUACUACAACAAGGUCACAAAAGAGACAUCCUGGGACAAGCCAAAGGGAGCAGACCUGGGAGGACUUCCACCAAACUGGGAAGAGCACAAAGAUCCCUCAAGCGGCAAGACCUUCUACUACAACAAGGUUACAAAGGAGACAUCUUGGGACAAACCAAAGGGGGCUUUACCAGCCGCUCCAGCAGCGCCAGGGGGGUUGCCGCCGGAUUGGGAGGAACACAAGGAUCCCUCGACUGGGAAGACCUUCUACUACAACAAGGUGACCAAGGAAACAAGUUGGGACAAGCCAAAAGGUGCUUCUGCCCCGGCUCCUGCAGCUCCAGGAGGGUUGCCACCUGACUGGGAAGAGCAUAAGGAUCCCUCGAGUGGAAAGACGUUUUACUACAACAAGGUGACCAAGGACACAAGUUGGGAUAAACCCAAGGGAGCAGCUGAUGCUGGCGGACUUCCUCCAAACUGGGAGGAGCACAAGGAUCCGUCCAGUGGGAAGACUUUCUACUACAACAAGGUCACCAAAGAAACAGCUUGGGACAAGCCAAAGGGAUUGCCUGCGGCUCCUGGAGGAUUGCCACCUGAUUGGGAGGAGCACAAGGAUCCCUCGACUGGGAAGACCUUCUACUACAACAAGGUGACCAAGGAGACAAGUUGGGACAAGCCAGCACCCAAGCCAGCCCUUGCGCCAGCCUUAAAGCCGGCUUUGUCUGGAUCUUCCCUUGGUGGGCUGCCGCCAAACUGGGAGGAGCACAAAGAUCCAUCCUCCGGCAAGACCUUCUACUACAACAAGGUCACAAAAGAGACAUCCUGGGACAAGCCAAAGGGAGCAGACCUGGGAGGACUUCCACCAAACUGGGAAGAGCACAAAGAUCCCUCAAGCGGCAAGACCUUCUACUACAACAAGGUCACCAAGGAGACAUCUUGGGACAAACCAAAGGGUGCAGCACCGCCAGCACCUGGAGGAUUGCCGCCUGAUUGGGAGGAGCACAAAGAUCCGUCCAGCGGCCGAAGUUUCUACUACAAUACUGUGACCAAGGAGUAUGGAAAGGGAAGUCUGGAAAGGGAAGUGUGA